Molecule: messenger RNA, 216 nt
Organism: Pleurotus ostreatus (oyster mushroom)
Lineage: Eukaryota; Fungi; Basidiomycota; Agaricomycetes; Agaricales; Pleurotaceae
Exons: 2
Coding region: 1-216 (71 amino acids)
Source: RefSeq, a predicted model, not a curated record
AUGCAGGAGGACUUCUACCACCCGACUGACUUGAUGGCACUCCUCGUACCCCCACUAGUACCAGUGGUGUACCUCAUCCUUUUGAUCACCGGGAUUGCGUGCAACGCGUACGCUCGGCUGGCACAGACCUUAGGGUACUGGGAACCCACGGAGACGUCUGCAGGUGCAGGGCGGGGCGACGGGGCUGAGAGCGAUGCUGGGUUGAAGUGGGAAUGA